Messenger RNA from Drosophila serrata, 11359 nucleotides. It is a transcript of the gene tou, whose product is annotated as bromodomain adjacent to zinc finger domain 2B toutatis. Gene Ontology annotation, molecular function: DNA binding; protein binding. Gene Ontology annotation, cellular component: chromatin. The record is from RefSeq and is a predicted model, not a curated record. Lineage: Eukaryota; Metazoa; Arthropoda; Insecta; Diptera; Drosophilidae.
CGAAAGCACCAUGACAGACGCGAAAAAAAAUCCGGAACAGUAAGUUGCAAAAAUUAGACGUGCUAAAAAUAAAAAGCAAACAAUAUAAAAUAAGAUGACAAGAUAAACUAAAACCCACUAAAUCUAAUCUGAACAACAAUUAUAAUGAUCGGUUCUUGAGCUGCGUAUCGCGGGCGCCCGUAAUUUCGUCAUUUUUUGCCAAUCAUCGUAAAUGGCAAUCAAAGAGUAAUACAAAAAAUGCAUAAGCAAUCGCAAUAAAUUGGUUUAAUUAUAGAAAACGCCGUCGGAAACGGUGGAAAUUGCGCGUGUGCGGGUGGAACAGAGUGACACUCGGCGUGAAAAUCACCAUCGCCAAGGAAAAGGCGGAAAAGAGGAAAAACACCCGCGGCGAAAAUUAUUUGGGUGCGAGCGAGUGUCCGUGUGAGUGUGUGUGUGCAAAACAACACCAAAAAAAAGCAGAGAAGUUCGAGAAAUUGCAAAGUAUGUGUGUGCGUUUCGAGUCAGUGUAUGUGUGUGCGACGAAAGAAGAAUAGUCAAUUGGCGGCGGCGAUAAGCAAUAGAAGUUGAAGCAGUUCUGAAGAAGCCGAUUAAAAAGACUCGCAAACGCAUGUAACGCACACUCAACAACAGUUGGGGUUUGAAAUUAAAGGGUACUUUUGAACAUGAACAAAAAUGCCGGCGAUGGCAGCGGCAACGAUGGCAAAAACUCCAACAAAAACUCGAAUGCGGGCGGUGGCGCUGGAGCCGGGGGGCCACACGAUCCCACUGGCCUCCUAGAUGCAGCCUCUCUCUUUGCUUAUUGGGGCCGUGAUCCCACCGGAGCGGCAGCAGCUGCAGCGGCCUCCAAUCCGCUGUUCAACUCACAGUUCAAUGCCGCCGCCGCUGCAGGAUUGGGUUUGCUACCAAAUGCUGCAGGAGCUGCUGCCAACGAUCGGUAUUCGAUGGCCGCUGCAGCUGCGGCGGCAGCGGGAGCACAUCAUCAUCAGAACACCAUGGCGGUGGCUGCUUCACAGGCGGCCAGUUUGGCCGGUUUGCAUCCAGCAAGUUGGUGGUCAAUGGCUCAAUUAGCUGCCCAGGAUUACUUCAGCCGCCUGCAGGCCUCUGGACUCUCGCCCUUUCCCCAUCCCGAUCUGGCUGCAGCCUUUGGCCCAGCUGCCAUGGGCAUGGGCGGUGCAGGAGCCGGGGGUUCCAGUGGCAGCGGCGGUGGAGGCUCUGGAGUGCUAGGAGCGGGUGGUGCUGGCGGUGCUAGUGGCAAUGGUGGCGCAUCAUCCGGUUCCUCGGGCAGCAAGUCGAACAAGUCGCGCAAGGAGAAGCGAGCAGCCCAGCAGCAACAGCAGCAGCAACAGAGCCUGGCCAACAGCUUGAAUGCUGCAGCAGCGGCAGCAGCAGCAGCUGCGGCCAAUAAUCCAGCGGCUGCCCUGGCCAGCAUGCAUGGCUUUGGUGUGGUGCCGGGCACCAGCAUGCCGCAGUCGGUGAGCACGGGCAGCGGUUCGAUAUCCACCAACAGCGGGCACGGCGGUUACAAGAGCACGGCUAGCGCCUAUGGCAAACCCUCGACCAUGACGAGCAGCAGCAGCAUGGGAAGUAAUCCCGGCUCUGCCUACGAUCCGGUGACUUUGCACAAGGAACUGCUGGCCAUGCAGGCCGUGGCAGCCGCUGCCUCCUCUGGCUCGGGUUCGGGCAGUGGUUCUUCCUCCAAAAAAUCCAGUGGCGGCGGCGGAUCAUCCUCGUCCUCCUCGCUGCAUGGCCAUGGCAUGGGAAUGGGCGGCAGCGGUGGCAUAAUGUCCAGCGGCGGCAAGGCUUCCACCAGUGUCAGUGCCAGCAAUGCAUCACUGGGCGGCAUGCAUCCCAGUUUAUCCGGCAGCAAUCCCCUGAUGUCACCACACUCGGCCUCUUCCUCGUCGUCGAGCAAGGAUCGGGACAAGAACAAUCCAUCGCUGAAUGCCCUCAACUCGUUGUCACAGUUCGGAGCUCUGGGAAUGACGCCCCAGCAGAGCAUGCAGGCGGCAAUGAAUGCAUUUGCGGCCAGUACUGGAGUAGCACCACCCUCGGCCACGAUCACAUCCUCGCCUCAUUCCUCAUCUUCCGCCUCGCAGCAGCAGCAGCAGCAGCAAUUGGGUGGAAGUGGCUCGGGUUCUGGUGGCAAGGGAUCCAGUGCUAAGGAUUACAUGAUGGGCUCUGGCAGUGAUCAUCCCUCCUUGCUUGGAGUACGCCUGCCGCCAGAUACGGAAAUUAUCAAGUAUACGUCCUCCAUCGUGGGACCCAAGAUACCUGGUACUACAUCGCGUGGUCGCAAAAAGACUAUAUCUGAAACAGAAACCACACAACAACAGAAACAUCAACAACAACAACAACAACACCAACAACAAGCAGAACAACACUUACUCCAACAACAACAAGCACAAAAAGAGCUCGAUAGCACCACAAAUGCCAUUUCCUCUUUGCUUGCAUUUCCAGGUCUCAGUCCCGCCAAACGGGCUAGACUCGAAAUGGAGUAUGCAGCAAUGGCUGCAGCCGCUCAGCAACAGCAUCAGCAGGCGCAGCAGCAAGCGCAGCAGCAGGCCCAGCUUCAGGGAAUGCUUGGAGCAGCCGGAAUCUCUGGUAUGGCUGGACUUGCGGGAUUACAAGGCGUCGGCGUGGGCAAUCCCCUCGAUCAGCUGAGCGUGAGCAAGGCCAGCUCCUCGACAACCACCAGUUCCAGUUCCAGUGCGGCAACAGGAAGCAAUCUGCUCAACCAGAGCUCCUCCAGUGAUCGCGUGGAGGUCAUCAAACUGCCACCAACCAUCACAUCCAAUGGCGCGUACAAUCUAUCCAGCAAGGGCAAGGAGAUCCAUGACCUAACCACCACCGAUCAUGCUCCCACAUCCGGCGGUGUGAAUCUCAGCCUGAAGGCCAACAAUGCCAAUGCCACUGUGCCCCCAGCGGGAGCUGUGGGCUCUGCCUCGAAUCCCAUUACCAUCGAUGACUUUGAUGCACCGCUCAAUCUAUCCAUGAAGCCGUCGGAUAAGAGUACCAACGCCUCAUCCGGUGGCGCAGGCGGCGUCGGAGCUUCAUCCUCCUCUUCCAGUGCAGCGCUGGCUAGCCUGGCCAGUGACUACCAGGCGGUGGCCAGUGGCGGUCAAGGCGGUAACAGUCUGCAGAGCUUGAGUUCCAUAACAGCGGCAUUGGGCGGCACAGCUGGCGGCAUGCCAGGUGGCUCCAUUUCGGGCAGCGGUGGCACAUCACCAGCUCCAGCUGGAGCUGGCACAGGAUCAGGAUCCGGUUCUGGCGGUGGCGGUUCAUCCUCCUACAAGGAGGGACGCCCCAGAAAUCUGGGACGUGGCGUAUCCAAGCCCAAGAAGAACACGGUGGCCUCGCUGCUGGCUCAAUCCCGAGCGGUGGGCCUCAAGCCCAUGCUGGCCACGCAGCAGCUUCUGCAACAAGGAGCCGAUAUAGAGAAAAUCCGAUUGGCUCUAAGCGAGGCGAAUGCUCACAUGGAAACCUCUACGGAUUCGGAGAGUGUGGCUGCCGAAAGUGGACUCUCCGAAUCGGAAUCGGAGGAUGCCAAUAUCCUGAAUGUGGCAGAGCUAAGGGUGCCACUGGAACUAGGCUGGAAGCGUGAGACCGUGAUUCGUGGAUUGACCAAACAGGGACAAAUCCGUGGCGAAGUCACCUACUAUGCGCCGGGAGGCAGUACAGCGCCCUUGAAGAGCAUUGGACAGGUUUUUGCUAUUCUGGAACAACAGCAGCCUUCGAAUCUGAGUCGCGAGAACUUUAGCUUCUCGGCGCGAGCCAUUGUUGGAUCAUUUUUGCAACCCGCACCACCGCCAUAUGCCAAUGAUGGCGAGUACAUACGAAUGACGGACGAGGAUGUGGCCAAGCGGCUGGAGGAUCUAAAGGUCUUUACCCGUCAAACCCUCAAUGUGGAGCAGCGCAUCGAGAUAGCCAAGCAGCAGCAGGCGAUGCGGGAUGCCAAGAAGCUGCAAAAGGAGGAGCUGGCCAGGAACAAGGAGAAGGCGCGGCAGGAGAAGAAUGCCAAGCUGGAGCAGCAGCGCAAGGAGAAGGAGCUGAAGAACCAGCAGGCCGUUGAGGAACGCAAGAAGCGUCAGGAGGAAUUGGAUCGCCUCAAGCAGGAGGAAUUGCUCAAGAAACAGCAGGAGAAAGAGAAGCGUCGUCAGGAGGCCAUUUUAGCUAAGGAACAGGAAAUGCAAAAACAAAAGGAAAUGCUAUUAGCUGCUGAAAUGGAACGGGAGCGUCGUCGUCAGCACAUGAACCUAAUCCGAAUGCUGGAGCUGCGUCGCAAGUUUGAGGAGCGCGAAAAGAAGAAGCAUCAGCUGGUGCUGGACCGCCUGCUGCUACGUGAACGGCGCAUGGCCGAACGGAAGCGGGAUGCAGAGAUCCUGCAGUUGAUCCGUCGACCCAAUGAGGACUCGGAACUGCCCCAGGAGUUGGUCAUACCGGAGCUGGAUCGCAUCGCAGGCAACCGUCUGCCCGGGCAGGCUAUGGCCGAUCUGCUGAUGGUCUUUGAGUUCCUCCACAACUUUGGCGAGACCCUGGGCUUUGACAUGGAGUCACUGCCUUCCCUGCAGAAUCUCCACGAUGCUCUGAUCAGUGACAGUUGUGCCGAUGCCGAGGAGGAGCUGCUGUCCGUCAUGACGCACCUGCUGGUGUGUGCCAUUGAGGAUCCGGGUGUACCGAAUCCCGGAAGGCACACCACACUCCUUGGACAGUCAUUGCGCAACGCUGACAUUACAAACUCGAAUGUAUCGGAGAUUUUAAGGAUCUAUCUGUAUGCAACGGCCACGGGUGAAGUGCGUCAGAUGCAUGGCAUCACUGUGGACCGAGAGCGGGAGCGACGAGUGCCCGAUCAUCAUCAGCUAGACGCAGAUUCGUCCACACAUUCGCAUUCGGCCAAGAAUCAAGAGUACUACAAGCUCCUUCACGAGAACGACACCUGGAAGCUGUCGCAGUCGCUCAAGGAUCGUCCAUUUGUGGCCCUGAAUCCCACCCGGAAGGCUCAAAUGCUAGCUCACCUCUGCAACGAUUUGCUGAUGAACAAGGCCGUGCUGCGCCAGAUCGAUGGCAGCCUGGAGACCUGCGCCCAGAUGCGCAAGGAGAAGUACAUGACGGACAUGAAGGUGCGCAAGUACAAGGCCCUGCAUAUGCGCAAGGCACGCAUCGAGGCCUAUGAGCGGGCCCAGGCGGAACGGGAGGCGGCCAUGCAGGCACUGGUGGCGCAACAGAAGCUGGAUGCCGAGCGACAGAAGCAGCAGGCAGCCGAACAGGAGGAGGCGGCCAAGGCGGCAGCAGAAGCGGAGGGAGUCGAUGGAGAAGCUGUAGCUAAGAUUGCCUCACCGAAUGGUGAAAAGCCCCAGGAGGAGAAUCAGGAACAGGAUGAGCAGGCAACGCCCAUCAAGGAGCAGCAGCAGCAGCAGCAACCCAUGGAAGUGGACAGCGUGGCGGAUGAGGACUCCCUGGUGAGUCCCGCCAAGAGCCUGAACCAGCCGGUGGACGUCCAGUUGACGCCCAGUAAACAGGAUAUAACCACAACGCCCACCUAUCAGCACAACGGUUCCAGCACGCCGACAACCACGCCCAGCGCUGCUGCCGAUGCCCUGCUUCACGCCAAGAAGAGUGGAGCCCGCAACUCCAUCAACGAUGAGCAUCAUCAUCACCAUCAUCAUCCCGACGUGAGCAUCAUUGAUGACGACCUCUCCGAUCUUGAUUCGGAGAUCACCAAUGUGGAGGAGGACGAGGACAAUCGCUUGAGCGCCGAUGAGUUGCAAAAGAAGCUGGACAAGAUUGUCCGCGCUUCGCUGAACUGCAAGGAGGCGCUAGAGAAGAGCACCAAUCAGCUGAGAGCGGCCUGCUUUGGUCAGGAUCGAUUCUGGCGUCGCUACUGGAAGCUGCCCAAGGCGGGUGGCAUAUUCAUAGAAGCCUUGGAAUCCGCUCAGAAUGAUAUAUGCGGCUAUCAUGAGGCCUUGGAGGGCAUGGAUGACAAAAAGAAGGAGGAGGAAGGUCUAGGCGCCGACGAGAAGGAGCAGGAGGAGAAGGAACUGGCGGAGAAGGAGAACAGUGCUGAGAAUGAGCCAAAUCCCGAAGAGGAGCAGCCCAUGGAAGUGGAUGAACCCCUAGAGGAUGGACACCAUAACGAGGAGAAUCCGCCACAAAAAGACACAAAUGUCCAUCGCGAGGAGAACAACGAACAGGGUCAAGGCAACAAUGUGGACGAAGACGACGAUGACGAUGAUGUCACCGAGAUCAAUAAGGUGGAGCCUGAGAUUGUAGACCUCGGCGAUGAUGAUGACGAUGUGCCGCCUCCUCCUCCUCCGCCUCCGCCAAAAUUAGAACCUCCACGUCCCGAGAUUAAGGUAAAGUCCGAAAUGGAACUAAUGGGACCGCCGCCAACGACCAUGAUUGCCACCAAAACGGAUUUCGAGGCUGAGAUUAAGAUACCAGCCAUGCCUGGCAACCUAAUGCCACCCAACACAGCCACUCUCAACAACAACAACAACAACAACAAUAAUAACAACAAUAGCAAUAACAACAACAACAACAAUGGAAGCAACAACUGUGAUAAGUUGGAAACGGGCUUAAAUCUAGGUUUGGCACCAAAUGUGAUCAAACUGGAGGAUCUGAAGAAGGAAGAUGAUUGCAUCAUAGUCUCCACAACGAGUAUCGAUGACACACCCAAAUGGUUCUCCAUUGUCCGUCGCGAAGUGCCACUGAUUAGCGAGCUGCCAGCGGAGGAGGGUGGACAGGUGGCCCAGGAACUCCAGCAUGGCUAUGCGAAUCAUAAUUGCUCUGCACAGCUUCAGCUGCAGGGUCAUCCCUGGGAUCUAAUCAACAAUAUGCAAUACUAUUCCAUACCCAUGGAUGAGUGCAAGGUGGACGCUGGGAAGCUCGGCCACGAGUGCAUCUUCUCGCUGAGCGGCCUUGAUGAGAAGCAAAUGCUGGCCAAAAUUGAGGAGUACCACAACAGCAGCAGCAACAGCAGCAAGGUGGAGUCAAAAAACGGUCUGGGCUCUCCUCAUCGCCACCAUGUCAACGAUGAGACUGAAGAUGAUGAGGAGAUGAGGGCCACCAAGCUGAAGGAGAUUGUCGCCGGAGGAGAGGCGGAUGCUGAGGAGCUAACCGGAGCGAGUAAGGACAAGUUUUUUCGCUUGCGCUCUGAUGCACCGCCAGACACGGGAGGAGGAGGAGCCGCAGCAGCACCAGCAGGAGCAGCAGCAGCCGGGGACGUGAAACCCAAGAUUGAGCUGCGUCUGGAUGAGGCAUUGUCGCAGGCGUAUUACCACAACAUUGCCAACAUGUCGCUGAGCAGUGUACAAACGUACAUACCCAUUGACAUACCGCUGCCGCUCUCCAUGACCCCGGACGAGCACCGGCUGCUGGAGCAGGUGAAGCUAGCCGGCUUCCCGGAACGCGUUCAUGGCGUCUAUGUGCCCCGACGACAGCGCUACGGCUGGUGGCAGCUGGACGAUGACCAGAAGCUAAGGCAGCUCCUCAAGACCCUGAAUCCAUCCGGAUUGAGGGAACGUGAACUCCAAGAGAAUCUCCAGAGGUUCCUCGGCCUGGAACAGCCACUGGGUGUGAGUUAUCAACUCAAACCUGAUCCUGAGCAUCCGGAGGAGUACAUGAUGCCUGACCAGGCUGGCGAUUGGAACCCCAAGGUGGCUAAGCGUGUGGAACUAGCUCUGCUCGAGCAACUGGAGUCGCUGGAGGACAAGGUGGCCAGUGCAUCGAUGCAACUGAAGAACUGGCAGCUCCCGAAUCGGGUUGAAAGCGAACUAACCCUCGAUUCCAGCCAAGAGGAUGUCGCCGAAGAGGACUUUGUGAGCAUUAUACCGAUGAUACGCGAGAGGAUUAUCGAUUUGGAGGCGAAUAUCGAGCGACGCUACUUGAAGCCACCGCUGGGCUCCCAGACGGGGGACGCUCACUUGGCGGUAAUUGCCCAGAAUCAGCAUACGACGACGCAGACCCAGAAUUCGGCCUCGGCGGCAGCAUAUCUGCUGCAGAUGCAGCAGCAGCAGCAACAGCAACAACUGGCCCAACAGCAACAGCAGGCGCAGCAGGGAUCAGGAUCGGGCACGGGCAACAAUAGCCUCAAUCCCUCAUCGUUCAAUGAACGCACCAUGGCUCUGGCGGCGGCAGCAGCCGCAUCCUCGACAGGAGCAGUGAAUCCCAGUGGAGGAGGCGUAACCACACCCUGUGAUCCGGAAGCCAACUCGGGCAAUGCCUCGCCGGCGAGCAACUGUGACAGCGAUCGUGAUGAGAAGGUGGAGAAUAUACCCAAGGGUCUGGUGCAGUGGCGGGAUGCAGUGUCACGAUCACACACCACCGCCCAACUGGCCAUGGCCCUGUACGUCCUGGAAUCGUGUGUGGCCUGGGACAAGAGCAUCAUGAAAGCGUAUGCAACAAGAAACAAGUCCAGCAAGAAGGAGAAAAAGGGCAGCGCCCAAAAGCAGGCAACGAAGCGCAAGCCCCAAAAGAAGCAAGAAAAGAAACAGAUGCAGGAAAAUGAGCCAGAGAUGAAAAGCAAUGGGAAAACCCCCAAGAAAACGCCCAAGAAGAAGUCAACCCUAAGCAUCAAAAUCAAUCUAAAGGCCCUGGAGCAGCUGGAACAGCAAAAAUCGAACCUUAAAUCCAACCCAAACCCAUCCCAAAACCAAUCCUCUACUUCAUCCUCAUCCCCGGACUCCGACUCGGACUUUGCCACACCACAGACGCCAACGCCAACGCCAACGCAAACUCCGACCAAGAAGGAUAAUAAGAGACGCUCCUCCUCCUCCUCAAACUCUAGAAAAUAUUCGAAAUAUUCCUUACAGAACUGCCAGUUUUGCACAUCCGGCGAGAACGAGGAUAAGCUACUGCUGUGCGAUGGCUGCGACAAGGGCUAUCACACGUAUUGCUUCAAGCCCAAAAUGGACAACAUACCCGAUGGCGAUUGGUACUGCUACGAGUGCGUCAACAAGGCCACCAAUGAGCGCAAGUGCAUCGUUUGUGGCGGCCAUCGUCCCUCGCCCGUGGGCAAGAUGAUCUACUGUGACUUGUGUCCACGAGCCUAUCACGCCGACUGCUAUAUACCGCCGCUCCUGAAGGUGCCGCGCGGCAAAUGGUAUUGUCAUGGCUGCAUCUCUCGUGCUCCACCGCCCAAGAAGCGUAGCACAGGCGGCGGUGGUAGCAGUAGCAGUAGCAGCAAGUCCAGGAGAGAUCGGGACAGGGACAAUCGAGAACGAGAUGGUGGAGCGGCGGCAGCCAAACGAAGUAGCAAGCCGCCGCAUGGAGGAGCCAUGGAAAUGCAGCAGCAGCAGCAACAGCAGCAGCAGCUACAGAUACAGCCACUGGCAGCAGGGGAUUCCCAUGCGCAUCAGCAGCAUCAUCAUCAUCACCAUCAUCAUCAUCAGUCGCUAAAUUCCUCGCACGAUGAGUCCAUGAAUUCGCUAUCGACGGCGGCACCGCUUAGUCCGGCGCAUUCGGUGGCCUCGGUAACAACCUACGAUGACCAACAGCAACAGCAGCAGCAGCAGCCGGGGGCGGCGCACAUCAACGUCAACACCAAUUCGGUUGAUGGCAGCAGCCGCUUUCAAACCUCAAAUAACAACGGGACGGAGGAUGUGCUGCCCGGCUAUCCAGUAGCUGCAGCCUAUCCAUCAUUAGUUGGCGCUGGUAGCUUCUCAUCGGCGGCGGCGCCAGUGCCGCCAGCCAUGCAAUUUGCCAUGUCGCCGCGUGCUGUUACGCCGACGCGUACCAGAACACCAACGCCGACCCCGGUGCAAACGCCACCGCCGCCUCCACCCGGGCCCCUGCAGCCGCCGCUGAUAAUGCAGCAGGCUUCGCCCACCACCCAUGCCGCCGCCCUCCAUGUAACCGCCUGCCAGUCGCCGCCCCAACAUCAGCAUCAUCAGCAGCAGCAGCAGCUGAUGACCAUGCCCUCGCCGCCAGCAGGAGGAGCCGGUGCAGGUGCAGGUGCUGGUGCAGGCACACAAAUGUCACCGCCGCCCAUCAACAUUCAUGCCAUGCAGGAGGCCAAGGAGAAGCUGAAGCAGGAGAAGAAGGAGAAGCAUGCCACCAAGAAGCUGAUGAAGGAGCUGGCCGUCUGCAAGACCUUACUAGGGGAAAUGGAGCUCCAUGAGGACUCUUGGCCAUUUCUGUUGCCAGUGAACACCAAACAGUUUCCCACAUAUCGCAAAAUAAUCAAAUCUCCCAUGGAUUUGUCCACCAUCAAGAAGAGAUUAAUGGAUUUGAGCUACAAAACCCGCGAGGACUUUUGCGUGGAUGUUCGACAGAUCUUUGACAAUUGCGAAAUGUUCAAUGAGGACGAUUCACCUGUGGGCAAGGCAGGACAUGGUAUGCGCAAGUUCUUUGAAUUGCGUUGGAACGAACUGACGGACAAGCACUCCUGAUCCUGUGGCAAUGCCAUUGCUGGAACAGCCACACAUCCCAUUGAGAUGGUCACCUUGAUAGCUACUUCGCAGGAGAAUGAGGAUCAGGAUGAGCAGAAGAAAGCCAUCGCAGAGGCGACUUCAACAACUACAACAACAACAAAAACAGCAGCAUUAACAGAAGCAGCACAAUUUUGGUCAAGAGAUUAGAGAUUAGGUUUAAGGAGAAAAGUAGCAGCAGCAGCAGCAGCAGAGAAUGUACAUAAAUAGGGGGAUUACAGAUGUAGAAAUAGGAAGCACACAAUUAAUAUAUAAUAUAUAUAUAGAUAUAGUAGAUAUAUAUACAAGCGAGAGUAUUCAACGUCCUACCACGUUCAAGCUUCGAAAUCACCACAGCCAAGGCGAACAAGCGAGCAAGCGACAAAUUGUAUUUAGUUUUUUAUAUAAAAUGCUUAAACAAUAACUAUUUAAUUAUACAUGAAACCUAAUCGUAAAGCAUAAGAAGCCAUUUACAAACAGUAGGAGGAGACCGCUGACACGCUGACGCUGAGCACGUACAAAAGUCUGUCUCCCCAUUUCCAAAACCCACACGAUCGAUCCACAGUAUUUUUUUCGGGCACAAAGUAUGCGUUUUAAGUUUAGAAAAAGGAUCAACGAAGAGGACGCGCCACUGCUCAUUUAAGUUUUUAACAUGUAUUUUGUACUUAUAAAACAUUUGUAUCUAAAAACGCGUAUAUAUAUAUAUAUAUAUAUUAAAGACUAGAGCUAAACGAUUAUACUCGAAAAGGAAGUAAAAUGUAAAUGGAAAGCAACAAAAAUUGAUUAAAUGUAUUAAAUUAUUUAUACCGUGUAAAUUGUCCCUUCAAUUGGAACACAAGAUGCAUUAAAUAAGUUUCGGAGGGAUCUCGAAUCUCCGAUACUCACUGUACUGUAGUCUUUUGGUAACUCUUUCAAUCGAAAACCGUAAAACUUUUUGGCAAAUCGCAAAAAUACAA